This is a messenger RNA of Lecanosticta acicola, 1229 nucleotides long. Lineage: Eukaryota; Fungi; Ascomycota; Dothideomycetes; Mycosphaerellales; Mycosphaerellaceae. The record is from the annotation of a GenBank genome assembly.
AUGGUUAAUUUCGCCAAGAUCGCUGCUCUUGCAGCAGCAGUCGUCGCUCCCGUCACCGCUCAUCCAGGCGAGAAGCAUGAUGCCGCCAAGUAAGAAUAUUUCCACGGGUAUUGUCUUGUUCAGUCUGCUAACGAUGGUUCAUUCAUAGGGUCAAGCGUGACAUUGUUGCCAGAGAACAUUGGGCCCACGUCGGCAAGCGAUCUCUCGAUGCUUGUUCCAGCACCGAAUCCGCAAAGCGUUUCGCUCGCAGGAACAUCGAGCGACGUGCUCGCAUUGCUCGUGAGCUCCGUGAGAAGCGUGGCAUCACCUCGACAUCCAAGAAAGUCAAGCGCGCCACCGAGCUUGAGCGCCGCAACGCAACCGACCUGGCCAAGUGGGAGGCCAUCGACCACAACCGUACCGGCGUCUACAGCUACGAUGCCGACACUUCAGCGGAAGAGGUUUUUGGCGCCAUCACAAGCCCAAUCUUUGCACCGACGGUCACCGAUGGGCCAUACUACAUCUGGGGUGAGAUGAUCCGCGAGGAUGUUGUCGAGGAGCAGUUCUCCGACGGUGUCCCGCUCCACCUGGAAGUCCAGUACUACGACAUUGAGACUUGCGAGCCAGUCCCGAACGUGUACGUCGACAUUUGGAAUGCCAACGCCACUGGUGUCUACUCCGGAAUCUCUGUCUCUGGCAACUAUGCCGCCGGCGGCUACAACUCAACCUACCUCCGUGGUAUCCAGCCUACUGAUGAGGAGGGUGUUGCUACUUUUGACACCAUCUUCCCUGGCCACUACGACGGGCGUGCCACCCACACCCACCUACUCGCCCACCAAAACGUCACUGUCCUUUCCAACGGCACCCUGCUGGUGGGCUCUGGCUCCGUCACUCAGAUCGGCCAGCUCUUCUGGAACGAGGUCCUCCGUAGCGCCGUUGAGGCGGUUUCCCCAUACGACACCAACACUCAAUCCAUCGUCUCCAACGCCGACGACCAGUGGAGCAUUCUCCAAGCCUCCUCCGAAUACGACCCAUUCCCAGAGUUCCUCUACCUCGGUGACUCUAUCUCUGAUGGUCUCUUUGCCUGGAAGCAGAUUGGUCUGAACACCUCCGCUGACUGGACUUCGAACUCCUACUACAGCAUUGCUGGUUACAUUACUGCUGAUGGCGGAUAUGCCAACUCCGAUGCUGAGGCGAUGGGUGGUGCUCCUAGCGGUAGCAACGCUACUACGAACGGCACUACUGCUUAG